Molecule: messenger RNA, 3572 nt
Organism: Diorhabda carinulata
Lineage: Eukaryota; Metazoa; Arthropoda; Insecta; Coleoptera; Chrysomelidae
Product: protein bric-a-brac 1-like
Exons: 4
Coding region: 2632-3540 (302 amino acids)
Biological process (GO): regulation of transcription by RNA polymerase II
Cellular component (GO): nucleus
Molecular function (GO): protein binding
Source: RefSeq, a predicted model, not a curated record
AAGAUCCAUUCCCAAUUCAAGAUAUAGUUUUCAAAUUUCCAAGUGGUGAAAACAUAAAACUUAUAUCAAAAUUUUUAAGUGCUUCAAGCAUCAAAUUAUAAUCCUAGAACUUGCUCAGUAUUAGCAUGUCUGCAGUGUAAAUAAAACCAAGCAUGAACCAUAAAUGGAUAGUCAAUAAAAAACAGACCGAGUAGCACUGGCAACUGAGGCUUGUCCAACCUUAAGAAGAAGAAGAAGAAAAAUAAAAAUUCAAGUCUUUUGAAUUCAUUAAUUAUAAAAAUCAUAUUAAUUAAUUAAUCAACAAAAAUUAACAUAGAAACAUCAAAAUCAGUGACAUUUGGAAAACAAUCGCAAACAAAAAUUCAACCAAACUAAUCAGCAGAAACCAUCGAAUUGAGAACAUCAAUUAAAAUUGAAGAAUAAUUACUUACUUAGAAAAUUGAAAAAUCAUAAACUACUAAUAAUUUAAUAUGAAUGAAAAUUAUUGAAGUAAUUUCAUUCUUAAAAUCAAAUACUGUGUUUCAGGUCAAUAAACGUCUUAAUUUAUUAAAAAUUGUUUUUCAGAAUAACUAAACAUUAGUUGUGCUGUAUUUUCUUUUUCUAGGUUGUGUGUGUGUGUGUAUAGUAAUUAGCAGGUUGACAUAUAUUUAUAUAUUUUAUUUUUAGCAUCACUUCAGUAAGACUGGGAUAAAAUUCUAUUAGAUUCAGUAUUUAGAAGACCUGCAAACAUUCUAUUACUUUUAACUAGAGCAAUUAUUUACGGACUACGUACGAUUAGCAUAAAUUUCUUACCUCUAAAAGUAUUUUUAAUGUUUUUUUUUUACUUUCAAGCAGGAAAUAACGCUUUUUCUUUUAACAAACAGUGCCAAAGUAUUUUGUUCAUCAGGAGGCCGUUUUCUCUUUUACUGUGUCAAAAAGUUAAACAUCACAAUUCGACUCAUGUUAUCAUUUUUAAGUUAAGUUUUUCAAUGAAACUCUAGAUAUUAAUAUAAACAUUCUUGUGAGCUUGUUGUGAAAAUUUUAGACAACCAUUUUCACUUUUUGCGUAUGAACCUUUGUCCCAAGAAUUUCAGAUCGACAAGUGCUUGGAAUGCACCCAUCUGGGUAGUUCCAAAAGCUAAAUUUCGUGUAGUAAUUGACUAUAGACGCCUUAAAGAAAAAAAUAUUAACGACAAAUACCCUCUACCUAAUGUAACAGACUUAUUAGACAAGUUAAACAGAUGCCAAUAUUUUACAACUUUGGAUCUAGCCUCAGGAUUCCAUCAGCUCGAAAUGGCCGAAAAGGAUAUAGAUAAAACAGCUUUUAGUACCGAAUCCGGACACUGGGAGUUUCUCAGAAUGCCAUUCGGAUUGAAAAAUGCCCCAGCAACUAUCCAGAGGGCUAUGGAGAAUAUACUGCGAGGUAUAUAAAACGAAAAACGCCUUGUCUAACUUGAUGAUAUAAUCGUUUUCUCCACUUCACUGCAAGAGCAGAUAGAGGGACUAAAAUGUGUAUUUGAUCGACUCAGAGAAUCCAAAAUCCAGUUGGAUAAAUCAGAAUUGCUUAUCUUGGGCAUGUAGUCACCCCUGAUGGAAUGAAAUGCAACCCAGAUAAAAUAAAAGCCAUUAAAAAUUAUCCUAUACCCAAGACCACAAAACAAAAUAAAAGGAUUCCUAGGACUGAAUUUUGGGAAAAAAUUGAUGAUAUUUUACAUUGCGAUUUAGAUAUCGAUGACGUGCUAUUUUCAUCCCAAUCACAACGAAGUCUCAAUACACCUUCACCAACUACAAUCGAAAAUCAGCUAAAAACCCCGACCUAGGCUCUAUAUCCUAUAGACGUUGUUCAAAUAGUUGCGUACCGAUACAGCAUAAUGUGGAGGCGCACCAUCUUGCUGCAGCCUUAAAUCAUUUCUGUUUGGAAACAGGUAGCAAAAAGUUUUGAAGAAAUUCUAAAUAUCAAGGUUUCUUCGAAAAAGUAUGGCCUAAUAAUCCUAUUAUGUAAUAUUCCCGCCCAAGCAUUACGUACAUUUAUUGUAUUUAAAAGACCUUUCAAAUAAUGUAUUACAACACCCACAUUUCCAUUUAAUAAUUUUAGCGAUGACGUCAUCACGCUCUUUAGAUGACGUCAAAAAUAAAAAGAUAUCCUUAUGAAUAGCCUGUUUAAAAAUAAAAAUCGACGGGUUUCGGGAUUUUUCCUUAAAGUCGCCGGCUUAGGAAAUAACAAAUUUAUUCUUUUCUUUCGCGCCGUACUGUAUAUUGAAAGUAUUAUUUAUCAAGAGUCAAAAAGUAUAUACCACAAUUUGAUAUUGAGAAGUCACAAAUGGUCUGUAAUUUUUAUAAGAAAUUCUUUUUCUUACCGUACAUUCAAGUUUUUGUUUUGAGGAAGAUAUUUUCAACCCAAUGAUAUUAAAAACAAUCUGUUACUAAACUUGACAAUAAAAAAUUGAAUUUUUACACAAAUCCGCAGCACGCACGAUCCAGCAAAUCUAUUGUUAAAAUUUCUGCGGCUUAUUUGUUUCAUCACCGGGUUUAUUUUGAUUCUAUGUUUGGAGGAAUUAAAUAAAGCCAACUGAAUUUUCUGGCACCUAUUUCUUUCUCCAGGAAUACUUAAAAAUAGAGAUAGCUGGACAAUUCUGGGCCACUUGGCGUACAAUGUUUUUUUCUUAUUAUCACACACUGACCACUGACAUGUCUGACCAACAAUUCGUUCUCAGAUGGCAUUACCACGAAAAUACGUUGGUUCACAAUUUCCCGUGUUUUUUGGAUGGAGAUAUUCUGACGGAUGUCACUCUCUCGGUUGGAAGCCACCAUGUUAAGGCACAUAAAAUUAUUCUGGCCAUGUGCAGUGUAUAUUUUCUUCAAUUGUUCCAGGAGAUGAAAUCAGCACAUCCAGUAGUAAUUUUACAUGAUGUUAGUUUCGAUGAAUUGAAAGCAAUAUUGUCUUUUAUGUAUAGAGGUCAGUGUGUGGUUGCGCAGGACCAAUUACCGAGUUUACUUUCCGUUGCCAAACUUUUGAAAAUUCAAGGACUUUGUGAUAUGAAGGUACCUAAUAAUCGACUACGAAGUGAGAUUAUAUCAAACGACCAGUUUCUACCAGUGACUAACAAAGUCAACGACGAAAAUUAUCAUGGGCACGAUAAUGACAACAAAUUACAAGAUUCAAAUCUAACUGAAAAUAAUAAUUACAAAAGACAUUGUCCUCAAAGGCAAGAAUAUAGUGAUAUUCGUAAUCACAAACCGUCAAACUACUACGAUGACAAUGUUAUACCAAUGAUAAAAGAUUCCAUCGAACCCAUUCCCAUGAAAGUUAACGACUCUUACUUAUUUCCUCGAAAACAUUCUUCCAAGGAUUCAUCAGAAACGUGCAAGUGCUUUCUUUGUGGAAAGUAUCUGAGUAAUCAAUACAAUCUUCGGGUGCAUAUGGAAACGCACGAAGAAGCAUAUCAUGCCUGUCAAUCUUGCCCACACGUAUCUAGGAGUAGAGAUGCUCUGCGAAAACAUGUUUCAUAUCGUCACCCUGAAGAGUAUUACAAUAAAAAAAGGAAGAAAAUCGAUACAUGAUAUUUUUAUUCAAAUUAAAAUUGUACUUAGAA